AUGACUUGCGACGCCUCACCCUAUGGCGUCGGAGCGGUCCUGAGCCACCAGCUGCCGGAUGGUCGGGAGGCCCCGAUUGCAUUCUACUCCCGGACCCUCUCUGCGGCGGAGAGGAACUAUGUGCAAAUUGACCGGGAGGCGCUCGCCGUCGUGGCCGGCGUGAAAAAAAUCCACGACUACGUAUACGGCCGCCCUUUCGCCAUCAUCACGGACCACAAGCCUCUCUUGGGGCUGUUCGUGCCGGAUCGCCAGAUGCCACAAAUCCUGUCCCCCCACAUGCUCCGGUGGUCGAUCUUUCUCAACGCCUAUGACUUCAGGCUGCUGCAUCGCCCUAGAACCAGCAUCGCGGACGCUCUCAGCCGCCUGCCGCUCGAGGACUCCGGUCCGGACCCAUCCCUGGCCUAUGACGUCAUGCUGCUGGACACCCUGCCAGAACUGCCGUUGCAUGCCUCGGACAUUGCGGCUCACACCGCAAAGGACUGCACCCUCGCCCGCGUUCUGAACUGGGUGGGGAAGGGGUGGCCGGCCGCCAGGCCAGAUGGCGAAUUCAAGCCUUUUUCCAUGCGACAGCACGAACUCUCGCUUAAUAAGGGGUGUCUGCUCUGGGGGAACCGUGUCGUGGUUCCAGCCAAACUGCACACCAAGGUCCUGGAGGCUCUGCAUGCCUACCACCCGGGUAUCGUGCGUAUGAAAGCCCUGCCUAGGAGCUACGUUUGGUGGCUGGGCAUAAACGUGGCUGUAGAGGAGUGGGUGAGCCGUUGCCGGCUGUGCCAAGUGUCGCGCCCCGAGAUGCCGCGAGCCCCUACCCACCACUGGGAGUCCACCCACACACCCUGGUCCCACCUCCACAUAGACUUUGCGGGCCCGUUCCAGGACAAGACGUUCCUGAUCGUCGUGGACUCCUACUCCAAGUGGCUGGAGAUCGCCGACGUCGGCUCCAUGACGUCGCGAGUGGUGGUUCGGGAGCUGCGAAAGAUUUUUGCCACCCAUGGCUUGCCAGACACAGUGGUCUCCGACAACUGGGCCCAAUUUACGUCUGCGGAAUUCCAAGAGUUCUUGACCAAGAACGGAAUCCGCCACACAACCUCGGCCCCAUUCCACCCCGCCACCAAUGGACAGGCGGAGCGAAUGGUCCGAACGACCAAGGAAGCGAUGAGACGCAUCGAGCGCAACGACUGGGACAGGGGGCUGGCAGAAUUCCUCCUGUACCAACACACCACGCCCAACUCUCCAACCGGCAAAAGCCCCGCAGAGCUCCUCAUGGGGCGCUGGCCGGAAACACCACUCGACAGGCUACACCCCGACCUCGCGCCGGAGCGCCCUCACCACAGAGAAGACCCAGCCACCCCACGGGUCGUAGAGCCGCCCCCGUCUACGCCCGAAACUACAGAAUGGGCCCAGCCUUGA
Molecule: messenger RNA, 1407 nt
Organism: Euleptes europaea (tarantolino)
Lineage: Eukaryota; Metazoa; Chordata; Lepidosauria; Squamata; Sphaerodactylidae
Exons: 1
Coding region: 1-1407 (468 amino acids)
Biological process (GO): DNA integration
Molecular function (GO): nucleic acid binding
Source: RefSeq, a predicted model, not a curated record